GGGGAGGAGUUCCUCUCGCCGCGACCGAGCGCCAUGGAGGCGGCGGCUCGGUGACACCCGUGCGGACCGUUACCCGGAGGCGGCGAGCCCGCAGGUUUUCUUCACCAGUGGAGUGUGAGAAAUAGAGAGCAAAGAAGAUGAGUGAGCUGGAACAGUUACGGCAGGAGGCAGAGCAGCUGCGAAAUCAGAUCAGAGAUGCAAGGAAAGCAUGUAGUGACACAACUCUUGCUCAGAUCACAACAAGUCUGGACUCAGUGGGGCGAAUUCAAAUGCGAACAAGGCGUACGCUUCGAGGUCACUUAGCCAAAAUCUAUGCUAUGCACUGGGGGUCCGACUCAAGGCUACUAGUCAGCGCUUCUCAAGAUGGAAAACUAAUUAUUUGGGAUAGUUACACAACAAAUAAGAUGCACGCCAUUCCUCUGAGAUCCUCCUGGGUGAUGACCUGCGCCUACGCACCGUCCGGAAACUACGUUGCCUGUGGUGGAUUGGACAACAUCUGCUCCAUCUACAACUUAAAAACCAGAGAGGGCAACGUGAGAGUGAGCCGAGAGCUGCCGGGGCACACAGGAUACUUGUCCUGUUGUCGCUUUCUAGAUGACAACCAAAUUGUCACUAGCUCAGGAGACACCACUUGCGCGCUGUGGGAUAUUGAAACUGGUCAACAGACCACCACAUUCACUGGGCACACCGGCGACGUGAUGAGCCUCUCUCUGAGUCCAGACAUGAGGACUUUUGUUUCGGGUGCCUGUGAUGCCUCCUCAAAGCUUUGGGAUAUUCGUGAUGGAAUGUGCAGGCAGUCCUUCACAGGCCACGUGUCAGACAUCAACGCAGUUUGUUUUUUCCCCAACGGCCAUGCUUUUGCCACGGGCUCUGACGACGCCACGUGCCGCCUGUUCGACCUGCGGGCAGACCAGGAGCUGAUGAUGUACUCGCACGACAACAUCAUCUGCGGCAUCACCUCCGUCGCCUUCUCCAAGAGCGGCCGCCUCUUGCUAGCGGGUUACGACGACUUCAACUGCAACGUGUGGGACACUCUGAAAGGGGAGAGAGCAGGUGUCCUGGCUGGCCAUGACAACCGUGUCAGCUGCUUAGGUGUUACUGAUGACGGCAUGGCUGUAGCUACAGGGUCUUGGGACAGUUUUCUCAGAAUCUGGAAUUAACUGGGAGCCAAACAUGUACAUUCUCCAUUUGAGACCUGGAGAGAUCAAUGCUGCAGCCUAUAGCUGUGAAAUAACAUUUCUACCUUGUAUUUGCAGGUGAAGUUUUUCUAUUCACUGAUUAUUACACAAAAAGGCUUUCUGUAAACUAGAAACAAAAAUCAAGUGAAGAAAUAGGGGAGGGGGGAAGAAAUCACUGACUUUGUAAAAGGGGCCAGCACACAUAAUCAUGGUGACCGACAAACUAAGAGCCAGUCUUUUUGUUUUUGGUGGUUUGGUUAGAUUGUCCUUGAAGGGUUUUUGCUUGUGCUCAGUCUGCUAAUCCUGUACUUUUUUUUUUGUACAUAACAGAAUAUACACAUUAUAGCAGCCAAUCAUGUAACAUUUGUCUGUAUGUAAAGAAAUACGUUUGCCUUUUUUAAGGAACUACAUUUAUAGCUUUGCUUUUAACCCGAGAUGUCACCUCUGAGUUUUGUAGUGGACAAACUAGAUUGCUGUUUUAAAUGUUUUUGUGAAUUUACUGUAGAUAAAGUGAAGCCAAUGGUAUGUAUGUGUUUUUAUAAUGGAAGGCAUUUGAAUUCUAUUUGUUUUUAAAAAGGCCCUGGAGACUCCCAGUUAAUACCUACCGCCUUACUCACGUGGGGACCUGCUUGCCUGCUUCUAGUCACGGGGGUUCUUCCUUGAAGCCAGUGGUUCCUGGUUCAUCCAUUGGCAGCCAUGGCCUCCAGCCACCAAGGAGUUAACACCAGGCAGAUCUGCAACAGCAAAAACCAUUGAAAAAUUAAAUUAGGACUUAAAAAACCCCACUUUCAGAAAGAUCAGCUUCCUCACUGCAGCUUGUUGCAUCAGUUACUCCAUGCAGUCCUUGGGUAUGGAAGCCAAGUGACCUCUGGUGCUGUCCUUAAGUGGCCAAGUGCUUUUGCUUUUGACAGCUCAGCUCUGACUAAAUGAGGUGGCUUUGACCCCUCACAGGCUGCAGCUGCUCUGCACCAGGAGGAGGAUUUGGUGUGAUGCUCAGCACACUGGAAGCAGUGUGUUUGCAAAGCUCUCUCUGUUAACACAAUCAGAUGAGAAAUUCAGAAGGACUUUGCUUAAAUUCUGAAAGCAGAUUGAAAUGUGGGGUUAUUGGCCUGUGAUGCCACCCCCGAACUAGGAGUGGCUGCAGCACCCAGCCCUGCCAGUUACAUGCAGUGUGACUUAGAAAAGGAACUGGGUCAUUUACAAUGAACCCACUGACCUUCCCUACCUGUGUGACCAUUUAAAACUUCCCACUGUGUCCCUGGCAUCCUGCUGCUUGUCCUGUGGGCACAGGGCUCUGUCCCCUGGGGGCUCAGUAGACGCUGAUGGUUCUGCAGGGCUGGCACUGCAAACAGCUCCUUCCUCUCCUGCUCCUGAUUUUAUUUUCACCUUGAUGGCAGUUGCUUGUAAAUGAUGGGUUCUGAUCAAGUACAGUCAAGUGUAGAUAGAGGAAAAUCAAGUGUCUGAUGCCCCCUUGAAACUACCUGGGAAGAUGUUAACUCUUUGGUGCCUGGCAGUGUGCCUGUGCUGGCAGUGGAUGGUCUCUGGGGAAAGGGGAAUCGACUCUAUUGGCUUCUCUUAAGUGACUUAUUUUAAAGAUAUGUGAAGUCUUAACUCAUCAGGUUGGAAGAUAAUGGUAAUCUGCCCUCAUCUGAAGUUCUGAGGAGUCUGAGUAUCUUUGGGUCAAGUAGUCAAUAUAAGUGCCCGGUAUCCUGUUCUAUACCAAACCAGAUUUGUGGCUGAGAUGACUCUGUCAAGUUUCUGACAUUUGUAAUCCUAAACUUCAGUACUUCCAGACUGUGCCUGUAAACUUGCCAUGUCUGUAACAGUGAUGGUGCCAAUAAAUGUACCAGUCAAUCCCAGUAAAUUCACUUUUAACCCAAGCCCAGGGUGCAUCUUGUGCUGGAGCAGUGUCCACUGCCACCCCAGCAGCAGCCUGGGGGGUGGCACCAAACCCUGCUGUGGGUCCGGCCUGGGAACUCCUCAGCCUGUUGCUCUGUGACCUGUCUGCAAGGACAGAGCUGAUUCUUCCUCUCUGAAGCGAGCAGCUCUUUUAGGAUCUUGCAGACUCAGUUUGGUUUUUAGUGGUGCACUUGAUUAUGUUUUUUAACUCACAGCUGCCUUGAGUGAAUCCUUCUGGAAAUUUGUUACUAAGGAAUUUUAAGACAAUAUUCUUUUUCUAAAGCAGUUCUUUUCCAUAGAAUUGUGUGUUGAACCAAUUUCCUAGUCAACACCUUUGUGAAGACAGGUGCCAUUUUUACCUGCUGGUAUUAAAACUGGUUUCUACUCGUGAACCUCCAACCCCAGCUUUUCCAAUGUAUCUAACUUUUUUUAGAAGCUGAGGUGGGCUGUGAGGUGGCGAUGGCGCUCACCCAGUGUCACUGCAAGUACUGCCACUGGCCUUGUUCCACGGGCAAUUGUUUGUUGGAUUCAAAUAUAUCAUAAGGAAUGCCAACUCUGUGCUAACAAGGUUCCCAAAAGCAUCAGCCAGGUGGCUGCCAGCUCUGCCCUGGGUGCCCUGUGUGUGCAGCGCUGCAGGGGCUGGGGUGCAGCUCCUCCUGUACCUGCAUAAGGAAGCCUGGGAGGAGCCCCAGCACCACAGGGGAAACCAGCUCAGAUGCUUCUUGCCAACUUCUAGAAAGCUUCUGCUACAUGCUGCCAAGGUGAUGUUUGCUGUUUAAUUACUCUCCUAGUUACACUUCUGGGGUUGGGGGGGUGGGGGUUUGGGGUUUUUUUACAGCUUCUGGAUUGAAUGUAAGACAUGAUUGUUCUAUGAGGCCAAAUACUGAACUUACACAGGUCGGAGUAUUUCCUUUUCUAACCAGCUCUCGUUGCCCUCUCACGAUUGAUGCCCUUACUAAAAUGAACAUGGUUUUAACGGUAAAAGCUCAGACUCUUCCUUCUAGGAGGAAGGUAGUAUCAUGACCUGGCAUAGGUUUUACUUAAAAGCUUUUAUUCCCAGCUUUGAAUCUCAAAAGGCAAGAGCCUGUGCUUAUAGUUUAACGUAGGCUCAAGUAUGCAGCUUCUGGGAUUCUAAGUGUGCCCUGAGAGCAGACUCACCACACAGCAGGUUUUUGCAGCACUCAUGGGUACACCUUAACCUGUCUUUCAAAGUUUGUUGCCAAACCACAUCAUUACCUGAAUUUCAAAUGACUUAUGUGCUGGCAGAGAUGGAGCAACUGGGACCACGGUGCCGAGGGAGCUCUUUCCCAGCCUCUCUCCUCAGACGUCCCUGGGCCCUGGCUUGGAAAACAGAACUGUGUGCUCUCUGUAACGAGAGUGAUUUUAUUCAGGUACAGGUUUUUGUCAGCAUUUUCUAAUGUUGAUUUAGCUUUGCAAUAGAGAACACUGACCAGGCAUGUGCCCAGCUGGGCUCCUUCCCACACAGCCUUGGCCAGCCCGAGAUUCUGGAAACCACACGAAGCUUCUGCGUGGCAUCGUGCUGCUGUGUACUCACUCACUCCAGUCACAUGGGCCUGUUGCCAUCUGUCUCCAGACCUGUUUUCCUCCAGCCCUCGCCGUCCUGGGCCGGGCGCAGCCGUGGCCGGGACCAAUGGGUCAGGGCGCCGACGCCACUCCAGCCUGCGACACGGAACCAGGACCAGAGGCUCUUCCCCCUGCUGAAGGCCAGGGCUCAGCCCUGACUCGGCAAAGCUGAACUGCUGCAGCAGCUGGGCCCAGUGUGCUUACUGUAAUGCAUGGGUUGGAAAUAGUUAACUCUUUAACUCAUUUCGUGUAGCCGCUUGUCCCACAAUGAAGUUCAUGUUACUUUGAGGUGGAAUGAAAACAUUGUGCAAACAUUCCAAGAGUGCUUAUUCUCGCCUCUUUGAGGACACUGUCACCUCCACUAGGUUUAGUGCUGUGCUUUGAGAUGUUGGUGAGAGUAUUGGCUAAUUCAACUAGUUGGUAUAAAUGGUCGUGUAGCAGAAUGACUGAUGUUCGAGAUAGCAUUUCCUGUACAAGUCCUUACGCAUGGGUUGAUGGUGCACUUUGUAUACAGUAACCUGGCCUGCAUGCUGGCAAACGACUUCCUCCACCUGCGAGGCACCACUGCUCCAGUCGCUGGUUCUGUCCCCCCGCCGGGUGUUACUGCAGUGUUGUUAUGGUAAAUGUGUGAACAGUGUUACUAAUCGAUAUAACUGAUAACGAUUACAUGUGCCUGACAUUCUUAUACCACACAGUAUGUUUAGGUUUUAACUAAUAUGGACUUCGGUGGAAUAGUCUUAGAUAUUUCAAGCCUUUGUUUUACUUACACAAUGGUGCUCUACUUGUGUUUUUUCUCCUUAUUUUUAAAAGAAAACCAAUAAAAGCAUCUGAAGAGGUAUAGUACAUAUUACAUCCAAAGGAGUCUGAAACAAAGCGCUUCUGACCACGCUCCAUCUCCACUGCCUUUGCUUUCCAGCGUUUCUCAGCAGCGAGGGGGGUUGCUUUGGGUUGGGAGGGUUUUUUUUUAACUUGUUGCCGACUACUUUGGGAACCUUUGGUAACGUCACCACUGCUGAAGUGACCCUGCACUGCCUUUGGAGUGUGUAUGUAUUGAGAAACAGUCUUAAAGCUUUUAUUUAAGCUAUUAAAAAACCCAGGGACUGGUGCCAUUUGUUCUUUAACAGUGCUGUUGUAAAAAGACUUCCCUGUGAAAAAACAUCCCUUGCUAGGAACUCUUGUUUAUAGCUUUUUUUUCUUUUUCCACGAUGGAUCUUUUUUUUUUCCUUUGUAUUUGUACAGUGGCUCAGUGAAAGAUGUUGCCAUGAGUUGAUAUUGUAACCAAUAAACAAGUGCUUUUAACCA
This is a messenger RNA of Colius striatus (speckled mousebird), 5963 nucleotides long. It is a transcript of the gene GNB4, whose product is annotated as G protein subunit beta 4. Bases 138 to 1160 code for a protein of 340 amino acids. Gene Ontology annotation, molecular function: signaling receptor complex adaptor activity; protein binding. Gene Ontology annotation, cellular component: heterotrimeric G-protein complex; cytoplasm. NCBI's taxonomy places the organism in Eukaryota, Metazoa, Chordata, Aves, Coliiformes, Coliidae. The transcript is spliced from 10 exons. Gene Ontology annotation, biological process: G protein-coupled receptor signaling pathway. The record is from RefSeq and is a predicted model, not a curated record.